CGCUCGCGGACUGUUCGCUUGCGAGCUUUAGCAAAAUCAAGGGAAUAUUUUUUAUCGAAUAUCCUUCUGCAGAAUCUUCAAAAAUAUUCACCAUCCUUGGGUCAGGAAGGAACGAUAUCUUCGUCAGGGCCAGGGAUACUAUUCACUGUAUCAGGCUUGAGCUAGAGAAGACUGCUUGAAUGAGGCUGUGGUGCAAGACAUGAAGAGGGUGCGUCCUGAAGACCACGACAGUGCAUAUGGUCAAAACAGGCAGAGUUUCCGUCCCCCUCCUGUUCUUGCCCCAGCCCCAGUCGGCAUGACAACCUAUUCGGAGCAGCUCCAGCAAGAUGGAUUAAGUGGGUUAGCGCAGUUCCCUGCAGCUGCACAGAUGGCAGGUGCUCCUGGAUUCCAAGUUCAGGCACAGACUCCCCAGUCACAUCCUCAUGUUCAAAAUCCAGCAUCUGGUCAUCACCAAGGCCAAGUUCAGGUGCACGCACAAGCUCAAGGUCAACAACAACAACAGUUUCAACGAUUAAAGGUUGAGGAUGCCUUGUCGUACUUAGAUCAAGUCAAACUUCAGUUUGGGAACCAGCCUCAAGUGUAUAAUGACUUCUUAGAUAUUAUGAAAGAGUUUAAAUCCCAAAGUAUUGAUACACCAGGUGUUAUCAGCCGUGUCUCAUCUCUGUUCAAGGGACAUCCAGAACUAAUUGUAGGGUUCAAUACAUUCCUUCCACCUGGGUACAAGAUUGAGGUUCAUGCUAGUGAUCCUGGCCUUGUGUCAGUGACAGCACCCAAUGGACAGUCUCAGAUCACCACACUCAUCCAACCAGCUCAGCAACCAGUACAUCAGUCAGGUGCACAACAAGGACAACAACAGCAGCAGUCACAGCAGAAGCAGCAGCAACAGCAGCAGCAGCAGCAACAUCAGCAGCCUCUCCAGUCACCAACAGCUCAACAAGGACAGGGUCAGCAACCAGUGGAAUUUAACCAUGCCAUAAAUUAUGUGAAUAAAAUAAAGAACCGGUUUCAAGGACAGCCAGAUAUCUACAAGGCCUUUUUGGAAAUUCUUCACACAUAUCAAAAGGAACAGAAAAACAUAAAAGAGGCUGCCAUGCAAGGAACUCCUCUAUCUGAACAAGAGAUCUACACAAGAGAAGCAAAACUUGCUAGUGAGGUGUAUCACCAAGUUGCCAAGCUUUUUCAAAAUCAAGAAGAUUUGCUUCAAGAAUUCAGCCAGUUUCUUCCUGAUGCCAAUGGCGCUGCAAUGUCUGGGGGUUUAUUAGCAGCAAACAGGUUGCCAGCUCACCUGACAGCUGCAAGGAAUGAGUAUGUACCUCCCACAAAGAAGCCAGCUGGUGGGUCAAAUUCUUCAAAGCGUAUGAUACACCAGAUCAGAAGAAAUUCAAACAGUGUCUCCUCUUCCCCAACACACCCUCAGGCAAAGCAGAAGAAAUCAAGAAGUGCUAUCAAAGAUGUGCCUCUGGAUGAAGCACAGAAACAUGGCACCUUUUCUGAAUUUGCAUUUUUUGAAAAGGUGAGGAAAGCUCUCAAAAAUCCUGAGCUCUAUAACAACUUCUUGCGAUGUCUUGUAUUGUUCAAUCAAGAAGUUAUAUCUCGAUCAGAACUGGUUCAACUAGCAUCAAGCUUCUUGGGAAAAUACCCAGAGCUGUUUCAAUGGUUCAAGGAAUUCCUAGGCUACAAAGACUCCUCUCCUAUGGAGAGUAUGGCUAAUGUCAAAGAACGAACCUCAGGAGAACUGCAUCAUCUUGAGAUAGAUUAUUCCUCUUGCAAGAGAUACGGAACAAGUUAUAGGGCACUUCCUAAGAGCUAUACACAGCCAAAAUGUAGUGGGCGUACUGCUUUGUGUAGAGAAGUCCUCAAUGACACCUGGGUGUCCUUUCCAUCAUGGUCGGAAGACACUCCCUUUCCAGGAACAAGAAAAACCCAAUAUGAAGAGUACAUUUUUAGGUGUGAGGAUGAACGAUUUGAGUUGGAUGUUGUGUUAGAAUCCAAUCUUUCAACCAUUCGUGUUUUAGAAGCCAUACAGAAAAAACUCCAGAGAAUGCCUCCUGAAGAGCAGGCAAAAUUUCGUCUAGAUAGCUGCAUAGGAGGAACAUCUGAGUUCAUUCACAGAAAGGCCAUCCAGAGGAUAUACGGUGACAAAGCUCCUGAUAUCAUUGAUGGUUUGAAGAAAACACCUGCAGUGGCUGUGCCACUGGUACUUAAGAGGUUAAAAACUAAAGAAGAAGAGUGGAGAGAAUCUCAAAGGCAGUUUAAUAAAAUAUGGCGAGAUCAGAAUGAAAAGUAUUACCUAAAGUCCUUGGACCAUCAAGGGAUCACUUUUAAGCAAAAUGACUUGAAGGCCAUGAGAUCGAAAAGCUUGAUUAAUGAGAUUGAGACUAUUUAUGACGAGAGACAAGAGCAAGCUGCCGAAGGUAAUGGAGAUGCUGGAGGGCCUCACUUGGUUUACACUUACCAGGACAAGUCUAUUCUGGAUGAUUCGGCUGGUCUGAUUGUUCAUCACAUGAAGAGACAGACGAGUAUUCACAAGGAAGACAAAGCAAGGAUCAAGAUUCUCUUACACUGUUUCUUACCGGACUUGUUCUUCGCCCCAAGGGGUGAGCUAAGUGAUGAUGAAGAUUCAGUUAAGGAACUUAACGGCCUUGGCAAACCGGAACUUACUAACGGUUUACCAGAGGCAGAAGCAGAUGACGCUUAUAACUUAAUAUACGUAAACAACAACUGGUACUUACUCUUCAGACUUCAUCAGAUGCUCUGUGAGCGACUGCUGAAGAUGUAUCAACAGUCUGUCAUGAUAGCGGAAGGUGAAGCUUGUGACAAGCAGCAAAGAAAACAGGCCACAGCCAUUGCACUGAGACUGAAGGCACCAAGCGAAAUAGACCUCGAGGAAUAUUAUCCAGCGUUUUUAGACAUGAUAAGAAACCUGCUGGACGGAAACAUGGAUUCUACAAACUUUGAGGAUACGUGUCGUGAGAUGUUUGGUGUUCACGCCUACAUCGCAUUUACUAUGGACAAAUUAGUUCAGAACAUAGUUAGGCAGCUGCACACCAUUGUUACAGACGAUUCAUGCAACCAGGUCACUGAGCUAUACCAGCAGGAGCAAGGUAACCUUGCCACUGGUGGUAGCUCGGCCACUCAGCAUACCCGUGCGGUGUCAGAAGCUGCCUAUCAAAAGAGAUCUGAGUCACUGCUAUCGGAUGAGAACUGUUACAGAGUUGUCAUUCACAAAGACAAGAACAUCUGCAGGCUGAGUAUUGAAUUGCUGGAUACAGAGGACUCUCAUUCAGAAGAUCCAGUCGAAGUAGAGAAAUGGAAUGAGUACGUCGAAAAGUUCGUGGGCAGCGAGGAAGUUUCCACGGAAGUUAAAGAUCAUUUACAGAACAAACCCAUAUUUUUACCAAGAACGGUUCGUUCCAACUCGCGGAUGAAAUCUUCGAUUACUCCAAGUACCGAGAAAGAAUCAACCACGAAUGAUAAUGGAUCGUCAACUGAUGAUGCUGAAAGUGAGGGAAACAACAGCGAGAAAGAAGAAGAAAAUGAUGAGGGCGAGGAAAUGGAUGUUGAGAAUUCUAUGGAAUGCAAACUCAGCUUGAACUCGUACAAGAUUAGAUUUGUCAAAGGCAGUGAAGAUUACUUGUACAGACGACAGUCUCUGAAGCGAGCGAAAGAGAGUCAUUCUCUAGUGGCAAACCGCCUUCACUGCAGAUUUCAGGCGUGGUUAAGCGAGUGGGUAAAGAAUCACGUGUCAAGCGACCAGGAGAGCGGGUGUCAUGACUGGCUGCUGGGACGAGUGGAUGGGCUUCAUCCUUGCACAACAACCUGUGAGAGUAUCACGGAUGCCGCCAUUAAACACAACAAAUACUCCGUGAAAUGGGAAAAAGAUAAGAACGCGCAAGAAAAGAAAGACGAAGACAAAGAGACCGAGCAUAAUGCCCCGUCAUAAACCUGUCCAGUUCUGUACAGUUGAUUAUUGUUAAACGGAUUUUAUAGGUAAACUAGUGUAUUGUAGUCAAGGGAUGGCGUUACGAGAGAGAAAGAAGUGUCAUGAGAUUACGUGGCUUGUGUCACUUAAAGCUAAGUACUUUUUGCACACACUGGGAUACAUCUGGCUCGCUUUGGUCUUAGAAAACCACCCCGGUUGGAUUGUAAAUUCAAUUUUUGUUCAUAGUGAUGCUUUUCUUAUCUAACUUGUUGCAAUUCUUUCUUCUGAUCGAGACGUCCGUUGUCUUCCUUUUCUUAUCGACAGUUAUUUUGUACAUACAACAUUCACGUAGACAGAUCAUUAAGGUAACAGUUGCAGGGAAUGAAAUCACUCGGGUCUGCGCGAGACGAUGCUGUUCACUUUUUCUUAGAUGAUUCUAACAACACCCUUAAUAUGUAAUAGCUUCAAAACCUGGAAAUCACGUUACUGUUCAGUCUGGCUCUUGUCUCUCCUGCCAUGUCAAAGGUUUCAAUUCGUGUGUAGAAUUAAAUGACUAUUGAUAAAUCCUAGGAAGGUUUAGUCACUUCUAGCGUCAUAGAAACUUGCCUUUUAACGCAAUGAAACGUCAAAUAAUUGUUCAUCGUUGAUGACAAACACCAAAGGAGUUCGAAGGGUAGAAAGGAAAGAGAAUGGUUAGGAUAACGGACUACAAAGGAAGAACUGAAGGAUUUAAGCUUAACUUUUCACGAAGCUGACCUGUCUCCUUAAAAUUAUUUUUCAUGUGGUUGCUAAGUUUAAACGAGAGGUGUGAAUACCUCCCCUCCACUCCCCCCUCCUCCCCCCACUUCAAUUUAAAGACGUAAAAAGAGAUCUUCAAAAUACCUGCAUUUUAAAAGUAUUUGUUCGCAGUCGGCUCCGGUAGUGCUCGAUCGAGUAGUACCAACUUAAAGCCAGUUGUGGUAGGUUUUAAGGGCUUGUUGUCACUUUAAGACCGCCACCAAAACCGCAAACCCGACAUAUCUGGACAAGUAAGAUUUUUGUUACACUAGUGACUUGUUUGGAUUGAGUUGGAAAGGACAACUUCGAGAGUGUCACGCUGUAGUAGCGAUUCCUAUAUAGAAGAUAAUGAUAAACCGCUAAAGGUGGACAACAUCGAAGUUGUCCAUAGAAAAUAACUAAAACAUGUUAGCGCCUGCAUUUAUCGUCUGCCGCUUGUACGCCUAAAAUUUCGCUACAUUGUCCUAAAAGAAGUGAGAAUAGAGAAACGCAUGAGUCGGAGGGUGUUGUAUCGACAUAAUAUCAAAUUCUCUUUAGAAGGGAAUCUAAAGCAACAGGAAGGGAGAAGGUACCAUCCAUUGUGCUCUUGCACUUAAUUUUAUAAGUCAGAGUUCUUAAUCCCUUCAGUUCUCAUUUUUCUAGUCUUGCAUGGCGUAUGUACCCGAGUGAUUGCCUGAACAGACUUGACUGGUAAAUGUACUUCGGGUAGUAUAGUAAGAAAAUGUAAGGUUGUAUACCAUUCGAGUUGUAGCAUAGGCAGAUAGAAGAGUAACUGACUUUGAUUUGGUUGGUUAUUUCCAAAUGUAGUCGGGUACACAAUGAGCUGCCUCAGCAGCAGCAGUCAGUGUUGUUAUUAGACUUAGUUGAGUGAUGUGAAUCCCAGUGCCGUGGUCAGGUAAUUUAUUCUUUGACUCUGACCCACUUUUACAGAUAUUUAACAUAUCGAAUUAAAGCAAUCUAAUCAA
Stylophora pistillata is the source of this 5664-nucleotide messenger RNA. RefSeq names its product paired amphipathic helix protein Sin3a. Gene Ontology annotation, molecular function: transcription corepressor activity. NCBI's taxonomy places the organism in Eukaryota, Metazoa, Cnidaria, Anthozoa, Scleractinia, Pocilloporidae. Gene Ontology annotation, cellular component: Sin3-type complex; chromatin. The record is from RefSeq and is a predicted model, not a curated record. Gene Ontology annotation, biological process: negative regulation of transcription by RNA polymerase II.